Zasmidium cellare ATCC 36951 is the source of this 834-nucleotide messenger RNA. RefSeq lists its product as uncharacterized. NCBI's taxonomy places the organism in Eukaryota, Fungi, Ascomycota, Dothideomycetes, Mycosphaerellales, Mycosphaerellaceae. Bases 1 to 834 code for a protein of 277 amino acids. Gene Ontology annotation, biological process: glycerolipid catabolic process. The record is from RefSeq and is a predicted model, not a curated record. The transcript has 3 exons. Gene Ontology annotation, molecular function: triacylglycerol lipase activity.
AUGCCUUUUGAACCGACAUACGGAACGACACACAAUGAAGGGUGCGAUCUCAAAUUUUGGCAUCAAGGAUCUGGUCCCCUUUUGAUGCUCGUGCCUGGAGGAGGUGGCAUUGGAAGGCAGUACAAUCGUCUUUUCGAAUACUUGGCCGACUCGUACCAUGUUUGUACACUGGACCGCCGACAGAACGGAGGGAGCACAGUCGAACAAGGCAAAUACACAUUCCUCAACCCUGCACAACAAGCCCGCGAUGUGAUCGCUGUGAUGAAAGCUCUCGGAUGUGAGAAGAUGCACUAUUAUGGGAACAGCGGUGGGGGCAUCAUUGGCUUGACGCUCGCUGUCAAUUAUCCUCAAUACUUGAGCCAUAUCAUUUCACACGAGGCUCCGACGAUAUCUCUUUUGCCAGAUGCAGUCGACUUGACGGAAUGGACGUAUGGAACAUUGGCGCUGUAUAAAGAAAAAGGCAGCGCUGCAGCUUGGAAUAGCUUUGCAGGCAUGUUGACGGGCUACGAAGAUCUGGCUCCUGGCGAGGAUCCGUCGUCUGAAGACAAGUCGAAUUUCUGGCAAUGGGAAUACAUCGUCUUCAAUACUUGGUGUCCGGAUCUCCGACGAAUCCGAACCAACAACGUAUCCAUUGCAGUCGCCGUUGGCAAGGACAGCAAAGACGCUUGGUAUGCUCGAACGGUCAAGGAGCAUAAGGAUAUCAUUCAAUGUCCGUACUACGUGUUUCCUGGGCCGCACACUGGCUUCUGGUACUAUCCCAAAGACUUCGCGCAGUCGUUGAAGACUGUGUUCAACGAUCUGGAAACUGGCAAGGCCAAAAACAAUGCACAUUGA